Planococcus citri (citrus mealybug) is the source of this 4131-nucleotide messenger RNA. RefSeq names its product mucin-4-like. The record is from RefSeq and is a predicted model, not a curated record. The transcript is spliced from 2 exons. Bases 675 to 3752 code for a protein of 1025 amino acids. NCBI's taxonomy places the organism in Eukaryota, Metazoa, Arthropoda, Insecta, Hemiptera, Pseudococcidae.
GAAGACGACGACGCUACGGUCGCAGUCCGACUACGACCGACCGCCGCUGGCGCCUCCACCACGAACGAUCCCACAGGUGUACCAUCUUCUCCACUCUUGCGACUCCGACGACUCGAUUCACGCACUAUACGAGCAAAUUCUUCUACUUCUUCUUCGUGUCUUCCACCGUAUUCUGUGUACUAUCACCUUUUUCUUCUUGCGUAUCACGCUGACGAUUUGUUUAUUAGUCGUGAUAGCUUCUGCGUUUCUGACACGAGUGUGGUCGCCGAAACAGAUUUUUUUCUACGUUAUCGUGUUCGCGAUACAGAUACUCGUACAUGUCUGGAGGUGUUUUAAUAAGGUAGUUUAAAACGAUAUAUUGUACCGUGUAUACUUUGUUUCAUCAAGUAUCAAUUUGUGAUUUCGUUUUUGAUUGAUAUUUUGUCACACUUACGAAUGCGGCGUACGUAAUUUGACGAGUUGUAAUCGCGAGUUGUGUUUUAAUUACGGUGUCGUAAUGACGAUAAUGAUGAUUAUGCUGAUUGUGACGGUGGUGAAGUGAAGUAUACAUAUAUUAUUGAUUUGAUACAUCGUGCGGAUUAUCGUCGUUGUCGUUGCUGCCAAUUUAUUACGUAAUUCUUGCCGGGAACGUCCGAGUAAACUUUUAUUGCUCGAGUGUCACAUCGAAAUCAAUUAUGCCCUGCAGAAGAACCCUGUGGUUACUCGCUGUAUUCUGCGCUUACUCGCUAACCGCCGCAGACGAGACCACGACACCGGAAUGGUCAAACAUCACGACACUGCCCACACCACACGGAUUCGUCUUCAACUCAACCGAUGGGUCAUCGAACUCCACCACCCCUCCUUCGUUCGAGCAUGCUGAUAACGAAACAGACGCUUCGAAUUUCAUCGUCACCGAUUACGCGAAUAGCGUAGAUUCCAAUUCCACAUACUUGGAACAUUUCACCAAGUUCAACUGGACCGUGUUAGACGGUUUCGAUUACACGUUCGGAGGCACCGAUGACGAAGGAGUGAAACAUUCCGCCGGCGAAAAUAAUAAUACAACUGGUGGCAUCGCCGCCGCCGCCGCCUUCUUCAAUAACACCAACGAUGACAACAACAGUAACAAUAAUAAAUCGCGCACCGGUUACGAACGUAACCUGAUGGUCGUGCUGCCGGUCAUGCAAGGUAAUUCGGAUUUGACUAAUUCUAAUUUACAAGUAUUGUACACGAAACCUCCGGUAACCGCGAUUAUUGGAGGAGAACAGAGUAACGAGAGUAAGAGAGGCGAGCCACAGGCGCAAGCACGAACUACAAUUAGACUGAUAGAAAAUCAAGUAAUGGAUUACGCCAGUACGACUACGCAAGAUCCAGUACCAGUAGUUGUCAAUAAACUCGAACGUAUCGAUCACGAGUUCGAUCUUCCGCCUCCACCCUCGAUAAAAAGGCAAGAUUUCAAACGACAUCCCUACACCGAUUUCUUAUUCGGUAAACCUUCCGGGUCGAAGCCAAAAUCCCCCCUUGAUUACGGGUACCCUGAUACGUUGAAGUUCAUCGAAGACUUCAACGAGGUGCCCAAGAACCACCGACCUGAUUGGAAUCUACCAGAAGUGGCUCCAACAUCGAUGACUACAAAGAAAUCCGCAUCUUUCGGGGUCACGAAACGAGACCCCUUCCAGAUGUUCGAAUCAGUCAAGCCUUUGGAAAUCAAUAAAUUACUAUCCUUCAAACCGAUCCCAGUCACCGAUAGUAUCGUCGAAGAAACAACCCAUCAGAAAAAGAAACACCAACACCAGUUUCUAGACCUUUCGACAGAGCUGCCAGUCAGACAGAUCUCCAAAAGACCAUCGAAAAGACCUGGUAAAAAACCGCAGAAAAACAAGACCACCGUGUUGACUAAAUUCCAACCACAAUUCUUCCCAGAGGUCACCACCAAAGCUACUAUUUUCUCACCAUCCAUCGAAGACAUUUACGCCUCCAGCAAGUACUCCAAUUCGCUGCAACAAACCACUCCUGGGUUUCUGCCCACACCUUAUAGAGAACCUUCGGUAAUCGAGAGGACUGUCGAGACCACCACACCCAGAGGUAUGACGACUGAAUCGCUUCCAACUUCUUCCACCGUAUCAGAAAUCACCAGAGAAGAGAUCAGCAGCACGUACUCUAGUACCACUCCUAGCACGACUGUCGUAGUCACCAGUACCACUUCGACCACUGUAACUGAACCUGCAACCAUCUCAACAGCCACUACAACUACCACAACAACCACUCAGACACCUAUUCCAACCACUCAAUCGACCUCUGCAUCAACCAUCAACACCACUUUACCCAUCAGUACAACAGAAUGUUCCACUGAUCACAAAAAACACCAAAUUAAACCUUCGGAUUUGAUCAAUCUGAAGAAAAUCCUCGACGAAGAGUUCGGAUCAUGGCCUAAACGCACCACUGAACCCACCACAGUCAAAACUCCUGCACCUAGUGGAGAUGUACUGACGAGUGAAAUGAGAACCAUGUUGAUUGCUCUGGGAUUACUUAAACCAGAUGGUCAAAUCAGAGACCAACUUCCAGUUUUCACCACAACAACCACCACCAAUAAUUACCUCGAGGAGAUGUUGAUGAAACGUGAUCCAGUCACUCCGACCAUCGAUCCGCAUUCCUACGCCAAUUUCAAGAAAAUCCCCAUCGAUUUCGGCCGGCCAAGUGAAAGAUUACCGGUGAGUGAUGACAUGAAAGAUCUGCUGGCUUCUUUUGGCCUUCUGCCUAGGAGAUCCCUGCAUACAUCGUUGCUUCACAGAAUGACACGUCAGCAAAAAAUGUUGGGCAAUGGCAAACCAAUAAAUUUCACAACUGUUGAUCUGAGCAGUUCCCCCAACAACUUGGAAACCAAUUCCACCACCAUUGAGGAUGCUGAACCCACCUCGAUCGAUGAUCCUAAACCCACCUCGAUCGAUGAUCCAAAUCCCACCUCAAUCGAGGAAACCAACCCGACAACUUUCGAAGAAACCAAUCUCACCUUCAACGAUACCGAGCCUCUUUUCGAGAGCUUAGACUCCCUCACAGCUCUACCUUUCAAUUACGUACCUCACGAAAAAGGCCACGUUUUCCACCCCACAAUCCACUUGGAAACCCUUGGCGACGAAUCGAAAUUACGUAAAAUCCACCACGUAAUCGAAACCAUUAAGAAACUAUCGCAUCAAGACAACAUAUCGGUCGAAGAAAUCGAAACCCACUUAGAAACCAUUACCUCUUUGGUGAGCGACGAAGCCGCCAUCAAAGACCCAUUCUUAUCCGAACUGCGCAACAUCGUUGCCAAAACCAAAUCAAAACUCAAACACUACAAAGAUAAAACCAUCGAUCUCAAAACAAAUUCCGACUUGAACUUCAACUCUGACGAGUCAUCCAUUGUCAGCACAUACUCAACUCGGACCAAUCUAACCGAUCUUACGCAGGCGAUCGAUGCACCCAAUCCUUUAUCCACCGAAGAAUUGCAAAACCUUCUGGAAGCUCAUAAAAACGAAGUCAAACGUCAACAGCCCACCAACAACACCAGUGGCAGUGCCCCAAUCCCAGACUUGGCAGCGUCUUUUGGCGGAGGAGAGACGGCGAGCGAUGCACCUACUCCAGAAGAUCUCCCAACAGGCAAACCGAACGGUUUGUAUUUCUUUGUCGAUUGGAAUACCUUCCUGAAUGUAGGAGAAGCUGAAAAAAAUCCGGUUAGGGUUAGGUUCUCUCCUAGGGCUGGAAAUCCGCGAAAUUUCAUUCCAAUCACAUUGCCAUAACAAAUCGAGCUUCAGCCAGCCGGUAUUUAAUUAAUUAGUUCGGACAUAUGCUAGUCUUUUAGGUCAGUUCAUAAAAGAGGAUUCAAUCGCAUAACUAAUCCUCGCCUUGUAUAAAUAUUGUAUUUUUAUUUGUGUUGAACGAUUGAGAAAAAUCAAAAACAUGAUUUUUUUGAGUCGAGUAUCGAAACGUCACACUGGCAGAUAGUGUUGUGUUCCUCAAAGAUGAAAGUUUUCACAUCAGGAAGCCAGAAAUGUGACGAAACAGAAACAAUGUGUGCAUAAAAGAUCAUUUCCCCCAUUUUAUCGAUACUCGUCUCGAAAUUUCAAUUAUUAUAUUUUUAUAUUCGUGUAUGUACUAUUUUAAAUGCUCGUGUAGAAA